UCAUGGCUGUUGACGUCGUUGCAUCGAAGCUCGAAAUAGCAAAGAAGAUGGGAGCCUCACAUGUCGUGAACGCUUCAAAGGAGGACAUCAAGACGAAGGUGAUGGAGCUCACACAUGGCGACGGCAUAGAACGCAUUAUUGAAGCCAGCGGGUCAGCGUCGCUCCUGAACGAGAGCUUCACGUGGCUCAGGAAGGGUGGACAAAUGAUGCUCAUUGGCGUUCCCAAGGCUCCCUUGCACGUUGAGAACGUCGUCAGGGAUGUCAUCCAGAAGUCCAUAACAUUGAAAUCCGUUCAUGGCAGGAGGAUAUUCGCAACGUGGCAAGCGUGCAAGUCGCUGUUGGCGUCGGGUGAGAUCGACGUCAGGCCGAUUGUAUCGCACGAGUAUCCGAUGUCGCAGUACAAAGAGGCUUUCGAUACCUUGUUUUCUGGAGACGCUUGUAAAAUACUGCUUGAUCCGCAGUCAUGAACAAUCUUAGAAUUUUGUAAUCACUGCCACAAGUCUACGCAAGGCUUAGACUACGAAAAAGAAAUGCCGCACGGCCAUAAAACUUUUUGGCGGGAAUUGACAACAGACUACAUCCGCUUCAGUAUAAGUACACUUUCCCGUGUUUUUUUUAUAAAUGCCUCAUAAUCAAAACGAUUCUGUUUUCAUUUCCAACAAUAUUACGUCAUUAAUUAUUUCUGUUCACUGGCCUGGAGACCUUCUUCAAUAAGAUACUUCAAUAAAGCACAAGAUCGUG
Hyalella azteca is the source of this 741-nucleotide messenger RNA. RefSeq names its product L-threonine 3-dehydrogenase. The coding region runs from base 3 to 467 and encodes 154 amino acids. The transcript has 4 exons. The record is from RefSeq and is a predicted model, not a curated record. Lineage: Eukaryota; Metazoa; Arthropoda; Malacostraca; Amphipoda; Hyalellidae.